GUGAAUCCGCCUCCAUCCUCUCUGGUGGUCGCGCUAAUCUGUACAGCGGGAACCCCCCUUAGCUAGGCCGAGGCUCUUCUGUCUCCCGGAGCAGGAGUUAGCGCCUCGGCGCCACAGGGGUCUUUUUAAAUUCAGUCUAACUCGAUUCGGGGCCCGGGCCCUGAGCGCCGGCGGGACGCUGAUGGCUGGGGCUUGGGGGAAGUGGUGGAGGGAGAACCUGCUUGUGGGAGAAAGCGAGGUUUAAGGGGACCGCACGUGUGGUGAGCCUGCGGGCCUGAGAGUGUCUCGGUCCUGGAGAAAGGGAGAGGUCUGGGAAGGAGGCUGAGAACUAGGCUGGCCAGAUGGCUCCCGCAAAGAAAGGUGGAGAGAAAAAGAAGGGACGUUCUGCAAUCAACGAGGUGGUGACCAGAGAAUAUACCAUCAACAUUCACAAGCGGAUCCAUGGAGUAGGCUUCAAAAAGCGAGCUCCCCGGGCUCUAAAGGAAAUCCGCAAAUUUGCCAUGAAAGAAAUGGGAACUCCUGAUGUGCGCAUUGACACUAGACUCAACAAAGCUGUUUGGGCCAAAGGAAUAAGGAAUGUCCCGUACCGUAUCCGAGUGCGUUUGUCCAGGAAACGCAAUGAAGAUGAAGACUCACCAAACAAGCUGUAUACUUUGGUUACUUAUGUGCCUGUCACUACUUUCAAAAGCUUACAGACAGUCAAUGUGGAUGAAAACUAAAUUGAACUUCAUAUAAAUAAAGUUUUAAAAUAUCAGCUACUA
Molecule: messenger RNA, 761 nt
Organism: Monodelphis domestica (gray short-tailed opossum)
Lineage: Eukaryota; Metazoa; Chordata; Mammalia; Didelphimorphia; Didelphidae
Gene: RPL31
Product: ribosomal protein L31
Biological process (GO): cytoplasmic translation
Cellular component (GO): ribosome; cytosolic large ribosomal subunit
Molecular function (GO): structural constituent of ribosome
Source: RefSeq, a predicted model, not a curated record